CUAUUUAUAGUGAUUGAGCGUAAUGAAAAUGAAGAAAAUCAAAUUGAUAAUUAUCUGUAUAGAACUCUAAUCUCUGUUUAUUUCAGGGCUGUCCAUGGGAACCCUUCUGAUCGGCACAUCUCUAUACGUUGUGUCAUAUUUCCAUGAGUACCGAGGUGCUGCUACGGGAAUCAAGUAUCUCGGAAUAUCAGUGUCCGGAGUCAUCGGUCCUGUUCUGCUUUCCAUCUUGGCGGCCACAUACGGCUUGCAAGGACUGCUGCUGGUUGUGGGCGGCAUUACAUUGAAUAUAAUACCAUUGGCACUGCUUCUCAGAAAGCCACAGCCUACAAAGCUGCUUCUUCGCUGCCUUACAAGGACAAAUCAAAGCUCAAACACCUCAGAAUCAACGAAACUUAGAGCAUCAGGCUCAGUGACAACUCAAAUUGAAAAUGAACAUGAAGAACCGCAAUUACCUGGAGCCGGAAAGGCAAGCUCUCAACAUGCCGCCUCUUUACCCAAACAAAAUGAAUGUAGUAUGCUACAGGCUUCAAAUUACGAAUCAGUGUUGCCAUCGUCUCAUGCGCCAGCACCAAAAAUUGAACUUGGGUUUCAUACCGAAACGGGAAUCUCGACCCAAGUAUUGGACGUUCUACGCACGCCAAUGUUCUACUUAAUAUUAGUGCCCAUAGUUUUCGCCGAUUUCACCCUGCCGCUAUUUGCUACUACCAUCGUGGACUACGCCACUGACAAAGGCAUUCAUCUUGACAAGGCCGCGUUGCUCGUGACUUGCCUCUGCGUCGGUGGGUUUUGCGGACGCAUAGGAAUUCCCGUUGUGUCGGACAAGGUCAUCAACGGUCGAUGCAUCAUUGCGGCGAUCAGCUUCCUGCUGCUAAGCGUCAGUUUUUUGCUUCUGCCGCAUGUCGACGUUUUUCCCGGCGUAGCCGCAGUCACAUUCGUCGCGGGUCUUCAGCAGGGCUACCUGGCGACCAUCAAAACUGUCUUGGCUGCCGACUACUUGGGUGUGCCGAAGGUAGCUUUGUGUUGGGGCCUUUUUGGGAUAGCCUCGCUGCCGCUCACAUUUUUUGAGCCAUCAAUUGUAGGUGCUUUCCGCGACACAGGAGGAUCGUACGACAACCUGUACCGCCUGUGCGGGGGAAUCGACCUCUUCGCAGCGGUCCUGCUAUUGAUGCAGGCGUGCGUUCACGCUAAACAGAAAGAAGCAUCGCAUGAAGAACGUUGCCAAGUUUAGCAGGAAUAUUGACCGCUCAUGACUUAGGGAACAUUUCCGCCAA
Dermacentor silvarum is the source of this 1271-nucleotide messenger RNA. RefSeq names its product monocarboxylate transporter 9. Gene Ontology annotation, biological process: transmembrane transport. Lineage: Eukaryota; Metazoa; Arthropoda; Arachnida; Ixodida; Ixodidae. The record is from RefSeq and is a predicted model, not a curated record. Bases 95 to 1228 code for a protein of 377 amino acids. The transcript has 2 exons. Gene Ontology annotation, molecular function: monocarboxylic acid transmembrane transporter activity.